CCGAUGACAAAGCGACAGAUCCGACCGAUGAGUAACUCGGGAGCAAGUUUCCCCCGGGAGACAAGAUGAUCUUGACGUUUUUCCCCGUAAAGAAACUGAGGCGAAAUGGCAGAUAUGUUCUGCUUGGGGCGAUUCUGCUGGUCGGAGCUGUGGCCGUGUACCAUGAGAUGGUUGCAGCCAAAGCGUGGAGCAGUGACAUGGGUAUGGGUCCUGACGCUGCCGGCAGCAGCUGGAGGAGAUCCGUGUUGGACGAAAGGGUGAGACAGGACCAUCGGCCAGGUGCUGUGGAGGAUUCAGCUGCUUGGAUCUCUAGCUACACUCCGCAGACCUGGAAACCAGAGUAUAAGGGACGGGCCAAUCUGCAUGUCUUUGAGGACUGGUGCGGCAGUUCUACUGCUGACCUCCGCAAGAACCUGCACUACCCGCUGUAUCCUCAUUCCAGGACGACAGUACAGAAGCUGGCCGUCUCUCCUCUGUGGACCAACUAUGGACUAAGGAUAUUUGGUUACCUCCAUCCAUAUACUGAUGGAGAGUUUGUGUUUGCUUUGAGCUCUGACGAUAACUCUGACUUAUGGCUAAGCACAGAUGACUCUCCCCUCAACCUGCAGUUGCUGUCAUGGGUUGGAAAGACUGGCACAGAGUGGACAGCGCCGGGCGAGUUUGAGAAAUAUGCCAGUCAGACCUCCAGACCAGUUAGGCUGUCUGCUCAGAGGAGGUACUUCUUUGAAGUUAUCCACAAACAAAACGACAGAGGGGCUGACCAUGUGGAAGUGGCAUGGCAACUCCUGGACCAAGACUCCAGGUUUAUGGUUAUUGAAUCCCAGCACAUCUCCCUCUAUGUUGAUGAGUCUGCUUUUUUAAUGGGUGAUGUCGGCCACAUACCACAGACGGCUGCAAGCCACGAACGCACACCCACAAUAAACAGCGCUGCAGCCGACAUUCUAAAUGAAGAUCCGCGAGACACAUUCUACCAGGUGCCUUUUAUAAACAGUAAGUUCCUGCAAGGUGUUCUGCCUGACUGCUCGUACAAUCCCAGCUACACAAUCAAAGACUACCCUCUGCUUCGUUAUCAAGGACUGCAUUUUGUCCACAUGUCCUACAUCUACCCAAAUGACUACACACGACUCACGCACAUGGAGACAGAGAAGAGCUGCUUCUACCCUGAGAACCCUUAUUACAUGAAGAUGUUCGGUUUCUCUGCAUACAUGAGACUAGACCGUCCAGAUGUGCAGGAAGGUGGAGCCACAGGCAGAGAUUUUGGGAACCAGGGAAGGAAAUCCGUCCUAGAGGAGGAGUAUGACAAUGAGCCCUAUGAACAAGAGAAGGAGUUCAAGCUGGACGAGAUAAGCAAUGCUCUUUUUUCAGACAAUGGAGAUGAUUACGAUGAUUAUGCUCUGAAACGCAGGCGCAAACUAUUCUCCUUGGCCAGCCAAGAAACGAACGACACACUGGAGAACUCUUCUGUUACAAGACUGCAGACAGAGAAGAUGCAGAAGAGGCAAACGCAAGACAAUGUUUCACAGCCGGAGGCAGAAAAAACAACUGUGCCUCCGCAGCCAGUGCCAUCGCAAGCUUCAAAACAUCCGCGGCAACAAAACUUGAUGCGGUUAAAACAAAAGAAAAAAUCAGCUUUGAGACCAAAACAGAAAAAGCCACAGACGACAGUUAAAAACAAGCAGCUUAAAGCAAAGCAACGGCCAGUUGCCCCAUUGGAGACACUCAAAGACUCGCAGCAUCUAAACCAAGAGCAGGAUGCUUCUCUGCCUGAAAAGCCCACAGUGGCUGAGCAGCGGAAGUUUGUAACCAGAGAGAAAGAGAAAGAGGCAGCCAUCUCCAGGCAUUUUGUUACUUGGAAGAGAGACAUCAAACGGCCUUUAGCAGUGUCAAAUCAAAAUGACGCAGAUGCCAGAAAAAGCCUCAGGGAUAAAGAGAUAGAGAUGAAUAUGCCUCUGCAGCAAGAUUUGGAAAACAGCAUCCCAGGAGCUGAAUGGGGUGCGAGAGGGAAGAUGGGUAAAAAGUUGCCGGACGUGGAAGGAGAAGGGGGCCGAGUGGGGGAGGAGGACGAGGUUCACAACAGGGUUGAGAGCCAGAGAUCCACCAGGCAGAGUGAAGGAGUCAAUCUGUGGGGACCAGGAGAGGAGUUUGACGUUGCUGAUGAUGAGGACAGUACCCCUGCACCAGUGUUUGACACUCAGGUCAACUGGAACCAAACCUUCAAGGUCAACCACAUGGAUCUGCAUGCACAGCGUUCCGAUGGGAUCGAUCUGCAAUGCAACAUCUCCGGAAACCUGCUGCUCCACUCCAGUGAUGCUUUGCCCAUUGUCAAGACUUUCAUGGAGCAUCUGAAUGAAAAGCACCACGGGCAGUUUACGUUGGUGCGAGUGGUUAAUGUGGUGAAGCGUGCGGACGGGAUCCAGGGCAGCCGCUAUCUUCUGGAGCUGGAGCUGAAAGAUGCGGGUGGCCGGUUGCGGCGUCUGUCACACUACAUCUACGCUCUGAUUCGCCGAAGCAGGCGCAGCAAGGACUUCAGUUUCCAACAGCCGAAACCUCAGCUGGUGCUGUGCAACCCGGUGGGCUUCCAGUGGAAUCCUGUUGCCACCGUCCACUUCAUAGUGCCAGUGAAGAACCAGGCUCGGUGGGUGCAGUACCUGAUUUCUGAGAUGGAGAGAAUCUUCAGGGAAACCGGCGACGUCAACUUCAACCUCAUCAUUACCGACUACAACAGCACUGACAUGGACGUGAGGAAGGCGCUACAGAAAUCCUCACUCCCCAGGUACCAGUAUGUGAAGCUAGGUGGGAACUUUGAGCGCUCCGCUGGCCUACAAGCCGGUAUCGACCUGAUAAAUGAUGACCACAGCAUUGUGUUUCUCUGUGACCUCCACAUCCACUUCCCUCCCUCGAUCGUUGAUACCAUCAGGAAGCACUGUGUGGAGGGAUACAUGGCCUUUGCUCCUAUUGUCCAGAGACUAGACUGCGGUACAACGCCAUUGGAGGCCAAAGGCUACUGGGAGGUCAAUGGCUUUGGCUUGCUUGGGAUCUACAAGUCAGAUCUGGUCACAGUGGGAGGAAUGAACACCAAGGAGUUCAAAGACCGCUGGGGAGGAGAGGACUGGGAGCUCCUCGACAGGAUCCUCCAGGCAGGACUGGAGGUAGACAGGAUCUACUUGAGGAACUUUUCCCACAACUAUCACUCCAAACGUGGCAUGUGGAAUCGGCGGAUGUCAACAGGGCACAGGUGACCUUGACACCUGCGGGUGCAUCGUGACAUCGCCACGGUUACAACCAUGGCAACCAGAGCACUUUAAGGCCGGAGCUUGAUGCCUGCUAUGUAAUGGUAAUACCUGCUGACCGUCAGAGAGGGUGACAUGGGAUUGGACGCUGUCUUCGUUCGCUCAGGCUUUGUGAAGGUCAUUGCUAAGGGGAUACUACUGAUAAGGUCAGAGUUAAUUUUACUGGACGUACUGUUGACUACUAAGAGGGUACUGGCUAAUGAGCACCACUGGCUCUAUAUAUGAAGAUACUGCUGUGCACAAUGUUGCUCACUGAGACUAUGACCUGCACUAAAGGCUGCAAUUAAAUGACCUGAUCCAAAGACAGAACUGGACUCCUAAAUGACAAUCCGCACUCCUGGACGUAUGCACACAAGUGUCCUAUUAAGAUCACAAGCCUUGCACAUGAGUCUUAACUGGGGAAAUCAAUGUCUUUUUUUCUUUGUGACAAAAUGGAAAUAUUUGACUUUAGAUUGUGUAUAUGGUAAACACAGCCUUAUCUCAUCGUGUUUUAAAUUAUAGAACAUUUUCUAUUUAUUAAAUAAAUGUAGUUUGUUGUUUCGUUUUUUUUUCAUUUGCGUUUAAUUUUAUUUUUUUGAAACAGAUGUGUACCUCAGUUUACCCUUUAGAGUGCCCCUCCCAUCUACUUUAAAUGCGUAUUCUUCUCUGUAACUGUUGUUUAGGUACCGAGGGUUGUUUUUACAGACAAGUCAGAAAAUCAUUUUUAAUCAUAUAUCAAAAAUGACGUUGAUUCAGAUUUGUAACCUGUUGUGUUCUGCCUCAAGCACAAAAAGAGUAAUCAUAUGCUAGAUCUAAACUGAUCCAUUGUUGUGAGAUUUUGUUGUCCAUCUCUGCCUAACCCUCCCUACACAGCCAGUCACCAAAGAAAACAGGUAAAACUUGGGUAGGUGGAGGGACCUCUACUUUCUUCCUGUAUAGAAAAGCAGCAUUACUUUUUCAAUAUGACGGACGAGUCUGUUGAAAUAUAAUAUCGGGGAUCCAAUAUGUUCAGCAAAUAAUUUUAAAGCUAAAGCUGCUGUUCUUAUUUGUUCUUAAUUGAAAGGAAGAAAGCUUGUUUUGUUGUUUUUGUUUUGCUGUCAACACAAUAAUUACACAUAUGAUGUAGUGAUUGAAAAAAUGAUCUUGUGUUUUAAUCAUGUUGUUAUUUUGUUAUUUAAAACUAAGCAGCAUUUGUGAUUGUUCACAUUCCACUUUAACGUCGUGCCUUUCUUAGAUUAGUCGUUUCAAACUCAUUCAUGUUGAGCUGUUUCCGUUCAGUUCUGGUCUGAAGCCGGAUUUUUGUGCUGGUUUUGUAACACUGCUAAACGUGAUGUGAUGUUUUUAUAUACUAUUUCUUUUUCCAGAGCAUUCAAUCUUUUACAAUUAGGUUUUGAUUUUACCUGAAUAUGGUAUGAUGUAUGUUGUUCCCUUUCCUCCUUUGCUGCACUUUCGUGGCUUACUUUUUAAAAAUCGACUUUAUUUUUUAGAUAUACCUCAUGCCUCCCUUUAUGCUGGGAAUUAGUUUUUGCCUUACUGUACGGUUGUGGAGUUUCUUCUCUCAGGGACAGGUUUUUCCAUGUUACACUGCCUUGGCAAAGCUGAGCAAUAAACUUCUCCAAAAAAAA
This is a messenger RNA of Stegastes partitus (bicolor damselfish), 4894 nucleotides long. It is a transcript of the gene b4galnt3b, whose product is annotated as beta-1,4-N-acetyl-galactosaminyl transferase 3b. The record is from RefSeq and is a predicted model, not a curated record. Bases 66 to 3239 code for a protein of 1057 amino acids. Gene Ontology annotation, molecular function: acetylgalactosaminyltransferase activity. The transcript has 20 exons. Gene Ontology annotation, cellular component: Golgi cisterna membrane. Lineage: Eukaryota; Metazoa; Chordata; Actinopteri; Pomacentridae.